UGUGACUUGUGUGUUUGAGUAUGGUAUCUAUACAUAACAAACAUCACAAUAAUAAAAUGCUGAUUCAUAUACUGAAACAACGGCCCAACAAAAGCCCAAUAGCUAAUACCAGAGAAAGCAAGCCCACAAAGCUUAAACCCCUCCUCCUCCAUCGCCUCAAACCCUAACGUCACUCAAAACUCUAAACAAACAGAAAUGGCUGCGAUAUGGUGGCGUGGCCUGAGAUCCGCGGCGGAGGCAGCUAAUCUACCGCCUUCUUCAUUCUCUCGAUCGAUUCGGUGUUUACAUCAGUACGAGACGAUUCAGGCGAUACCGAGAGAAGCCACGGGGCGAAGAGUAUCGGCUCGAGAUCGGACGAUUGGCCGGAUUCCCGCCGUCGUUUUCACUCAAUCGCUUCUACAGACCAACGCUGCGAAGAGAGACGGUUCGAGGAAGCAGCUUUUGACUGCUGAUAGGAAGCAGAUCAAGUCGAUUGUUGACUCUGUGGGUCUCCCGUUCUUCUGUUCGACUACUUUCAAGCUCCAGAUCAGGGCUGGGCAAGGCUCCUCGUCGCUUGUUGAGUCGGGUCGUGUGCUUCCCCUCAAGAUUCAUAGAGAUGAAGAGAGUGGGAAGAUACUUAAUUUAGUGUUCGUUUGGGCUAAUGAUGGAGAGAUGUUGAAGGUUGAUGUUCCUCUUGUUUUCAAAGGAUUAGAUGAUAGUCCUGGUCUUAAGAAAGGGGGAAAUCUACGGUCAAUGCGAAGCACUCUGAAGCUUCUAGGCCCAGCGGAACACAUUCCAUCGAAAAUCGAAGUAGAUGUGAGCAAACUAGACAUAGCGGACAAAGUGUUGAUGCAAGAAGUUGAAUUCCAUCCGUCGUUGAAGCUGUUGAGCAAGAAUGAAACCUUGCCUGUGUGUAAGAUUGUUUCCACAAGUCCGGUCAAAGAACCAGAAGCUGUCCAAGCAUAGAAUAAGUCAAGUCCCUUGAGAAGGAGGUAUUCCCAAUUGGUUGAACUCUCUAGAAGGAAAGAAGCACCCUUCAUCAAGUCCUCUCUAGCUUCUCUUUAUUUUUUGUUCUUGAACGAAGCAAAUUCAAUUCGAAUUGCUGAUCAGAUUUGUUUUUUGCGUCUUUUUCUGGAAUGUUACUUGACUAGUAG
Molecule: messenger RNA, 1133 nt
Organism: Eruca vesicaria subsp. sativa (arugula)
Lineage: Eukaryota; Viridiplantae; Streptophyta; Magnoliopsida; Brassicales; Brassicaceae
Source: the annotation of a GenBank genome assembly